UCUAAAUGUAAAGUCAGAAACACACACCAGACCAUUUGCAGAUGUACAGUCUCCACCCAGUCUCUAAGUAAUUUCUCUAUAGCAGCAUUAAUGCCUUAACACUCAAACAAGUUACAUUCCCAGGCACCAAAGCAGAAGCGGAUGUUCAUUCCUCUCUGACUGAUGACUACCUACCAAAGAAACCUUGCAGCCAAUCGGAUCCUCAAAUCCCUUAUGGCGUCACCGUGGGCCUCCCGUUGAAACUGACCGCGAGCUGAAGGUGAUGCACUGUAGACGCGCGCGAGGCGAGGAGGAGUGCUUGCGGAAAGUCAAGGACUAGGAAUCUCCAAUAAACAUGGUGGAUUCGCUAACAUUACUCCUGGAAAAAGUGUUCUUUCUAACUCAUCUCAAUGUGUUCAAUCUGUUCAGGGUCGGUCUAUUUUCGGACACAGAGAGACAGGGUCAAAGGGAGAAGACAGUUAAAGCUCACUGCGAGGGAGAGAGAGAGUUGGUCCCCGAUCCCUCCGCCGGCGCUGCACUCCAAGACUUCGUCUACCGUCGGGGAGACUUGCUCGAGGUUCCCCGGACUUUGUUCACUCAUUUCGGCAUCUAUUUAGGGGGCAACAGGGUGGCGCAUCUGAUUCCUGACAUCUUACCGCUUUUCAUAACGGACAAGCGUUCAAUUCAGGUGAUGGUAACGAACAAACGGUUAGUUCUCGGAGUUCUGUCUAAGACCGCCAGCAUUCGAGUGGAUACUGUGGAGGACUUUGCUUAUGGCGCGUUAAUUUUUCUGAACACUAUGGACAGUAGGAUUCAGAAACGUCCGUUGGGUGGAGAAGAGACUGCGAGGAGAGCGGAAAAACUGGUCGGGAGGAUACAGUACAGCUUGUUGUGGAAUAACUGCGAACAUUUCGUUACUUAUUGUAGGUACGGGAAGGCAAUCAGCAUUCAGACUAACAAGUUUUGUGAUUGGCUGAAAUCCAUCAUCCGGGAUCACAGAAUUGUUCCACUGACGGCGCUCCUCGGAAUACUGUCUAUCCUCUACUUGGGACUUGCUCCCCACACCGCUCUUCCCACUCUUCUCAUCCCAUUCACACUGUGGAUGGUCGGCUGAUUCUAGGAGUUCCAUAAUGGAAUGUUAACUUUAUAUUGCAUUCUGUCAGCCAGGGUCAUGGGCUAUAUACACAGACUACCUCAUGAGGCUGGUUGAGAGAAUGCAAAGAGUGUGCAGAGGUGUCACCAAGGCAAUGGCUGGCUUCUUUUGAAGAAUCUAAUCUGUUUGACACUUUUUUUGGUUUGCUACAUGAUUCCGUAUGUACUACAUCAUAGUUUUGAUGUCUUCAAUAUUAUUCUACGAUGUGGAAACCAGUAAAACUAAAGAAAUACCCUAGAAUGAGUAGGUGUCCUAACCUUUGACUGGUACUGUAUGUAUGCAUAUAAAUACAAUACAAUACACACCUAUCUCUCUGUAGAUAUAUACAUACGUAAAUACACUAUAUAUGUAUGUAUCUGUACAGUAUGUUGUUAUUUUUGACAGAAUUGGUUAAUCCAGGAAUAUUUCCAAUAGGAACGGUUCUAAGCAACAAAAAUAAAAAAUAUGUCUCAGAAUAUGGAUUAGCCCCAUAACAUAGUUUAUUUACUCAUAUGAUAAAAGGCUACAUUGUAGACUCCUCAGAUCUCACCUGAUGGCAGUGAUUACUUCCUGGAACUAAAUUCUCAAUUAGCCUAUCAGAUGGAACACAUUGUGUCAACCGACCAGAGGGCUUCCAUUAAAUAUGUUAACCCAGGGCGGCCACCAGAGGAAUGUCUAGACCUGCAGUACAAGGUUGUCUUUUGUCCCUGGUUCUGUAACAAGUGCGGUGUGUUAUAAUAUUGUCAAAAAGCUAUUAUUGACUACUUCCUGCUGUGUCUAAUUAGGAUCUGCUGAAGUGGGAAUUAUCAAGUUUUGAAAAUUGCUUGUAAUUAGUUAACCCCAUUCUCACCUUGCAAACAAAUCAACUAUUUGAAUUGGCUGAUAUGAAUUUUCAGACACAAUUUUUAAAAAUAUUUUUGGUCAUACUAUUAACCACAGAAAUACCAUUUUAGUCAUAUUGACCCGAUAACAGUUUUGGUACCCCUCUGUAGCCAUGAUUUAUUUGUAAUUAAUGUAUUUUGGUACUCUGUAGCCAUGAGUUAUUUGUACAUAAGGUAUUUUCUUACUCCUCUGUAGCCAUUAGUUAUUUGUACAUAAUGUAUUUUCUUACUCCUCUGUAGCCAUGGAUUAUUUGUACAUAAUGUAUUUUCUUAUUCCUCUGUAGCCAUUAGUUAUUUGUACAUAAUGUAUUUUGGUACUCCUCUGUAGCCAUGAGUUAUUUGUACAUAAUGUAUUUUGGUACUCCUAUGUAGCCAUGAGUUAUUUGUACAUAAUGUAUUUUGGUACUCACCUAGAACUACGCGUCAUCUGUACAUAAUAUAUUGUUUGACAAGUUAACAAGUUAAUGCUUUAUGCAGUAUUAUCAUUAAUAAAUAAAUACCUGAACAUUU
Esox lucius (northern pike) is the source of this 2502-nucleotide messenger RNA. Its product is annotated as lecithin retinol acyltransferase-like. Gene Ontology annotation, biological process: retinol metabolic process. Bases 335 to 1093 code for a protein of 252 amino acids. The record is from RefSeq and is a predicted model, not a curated record. NCBI's taxonomy places the organism in Eukaryota, Metazoa, Chordata, Actinopteri, Esociformes, Esocidae. The transcript is spliced from 2 exons. Gene Ontology annotation, molecular function: phosphatidylcholine-retinol O-acyltransferase activity.